This is a messenger RNA of Daucus carota subsp. sativus, 828 nucleotides long. Its product is annotated as ethylene-responsive transcription factor ERF107. Lineage: Eukaryota; Viridiplantae; Streptophyta; Magnoliopsida; Apiales; Apiaceae. The transcript has a single exon. Gene Ontology annotation, biological process: regulation of DNA-templated transcription; ethylene-activated signaling pathway. Gene Ontology annotation, molecular function: DNA-binding transcription factor activity; DNA binding. Bases 1 to 828 code for a protein of 275 amino acids. The record is from RefSeq and is a predicted model, not a curated record.
AUGGCAACCGCAACCGAAACAUCGGCCCUAGAUUUAAUCGAGCGACAUUUGUUCCUCGACAUAUUUUCUCCUGUUGUUGAUAGCUCCCAACUCGAAGAAUAUGCUAAAUUUUUAGCAUCAGAUCCGUCUUCUUCACCUAUUUCCUCAUCUUCUUCGUCUUGUUUUUCAUCGUCCUCGAUUUCGUUAUCAUCGAUACAAAUAAAUUCAUGCACAACAAAUUCCACGCAUCAAAACAACCCUAGUGAGCAUCAUUUAUCGCGUGAUGAGAAGCUGGUCGAUUUCACCAAUAUCGAUUCUUGGUCGAAGAAAAAUAAAGUGAACCCUUCGAGAGGAUGUAACAAAAGCGGCGAAAUCGAUUUUAGGCACUAUAGAGGAGUGCGAAAAAGGCCGUGGGGAAAAUUCGCGGCAGAGAUUCGAGAUCCCAAGCGAAAAGGAUCGAGAAUAUGGCUAGGCACGUAUGUGACACCGAUAGAGGCAGCUAAAGCUUACGAUAAAGCCGCUUAUAAGUUACGCGGCAGCAAAGCUAUUCUCAACUUUCCUCUCGAAAUAGCAAAAUCUAGUGGCCUCCCGAAUAAGCAUGAAAACGAAGAGAUCAAGAAAGCAAAUAAAGAGAAUAAAGAGAGAGUGUUGGUGCAACCGAAAGUGUGUGAUAAUAAUAGUAGCGGUGAAGUUUGUCAACCUCCAUUAGAGUCAAGAUUUGCAUCGUUUUGUUGGCCGGGGAGUAUGGAUUUGUGGGGAGAUGGUGAAAUGAGCAUGUUAGAUUUUCCUCUUCUAUCGCCGUCGUCUCACUAUUAUCCUUCAAUAGAAUCUCAACAUCGUAUGGUUUAA